Molecule: messenger RNA, 567 nt
Organism: Suillus paluster
Lineage: Eukaryota; Fungi; Basidiomycota; Agaricomycetes; Boletales; Suillaceae
Exons: 1
Coding region: 1-567 (188 amino acids)
Source: RefSeq, a predicted model, not a curated record
AUGGAUUUUGAGGACCAUUUCACAAGCCAUGAGUACUGUAGGUUAUACUGGACAAACUUCGAAUCCUUUGUAGAACAAUGCAGUCCAAGCCCUGAAUGCAACCGCCCAUCGUCAGAGAUUGAUGGCGUAAAAAUUACUGACAACCAUGAAAAUGAUAGAGACGACAUACUGGAUGCAGCUGACGAGGAAUCGGACCUGCAGCAAAAACAUGUUCAAGCAGUCCUGGAUGAUGAAGAGAUAUAUGUUGAACAACUUCAGAAUGAUGAAAUUAGAAUCGACAGUGAUAACUUUGGCAAUCUCGUACCAAAAGCUGCUCAAGUGAUGGAUUACCUCCACCGAGACGAGAAAUUUAACAAUAUAUGCAUAUGGGAUUUUGUGGCUCAGGUUGACAAGGUGAAAAACUCCAGGAAAAAGAAGAAAUCGAAGCUUGAUGACGUGAACAAUGAUGAUGAAGAUGACGAUGAUGAUAUUGACCACUCAGGCCGGUGCGAAGAUGAACUUGAGGAAUCUAUGAGUGAUAAUGAACCUGACGAAAACAUGGAUAUCGAAAAAUCGCCAGGAACAUGA